UGUCUGGAGAUGACAACUAAGCGGAAGCUGAUUGGCCGGCUGGUGCCGUGCCGUUGUUUCCGUGGGGAAGAGGAAGUGAUCUCAGUGUUGGAUUACUCCCACUGCAGCCUGCAGCAGGUCCCCAAAGAGAUCUUCAGCUUUGAGAGAACUCUGGAGGAGCUCUACCUCGAUGCCAACCAGAUUGAGGAACUACCCAAGCAACUCUUUAACUGCCAGGCCUUGAAGAAGCUUAGUAUGCCCGACAACGACCUGUCCAACCUGCCCACCACCAUCGCCAGCUUGGUCAACCUCAAGGAGUUAGACAUCAGUAAAAACGGUAUCCAGGAGUUUCCCGACAAUAUAAAAUGCUGUAAAGGCCUGUCUGUGGUGGAGGCCAGUGUCAACCCUAUCACCAAACUCCCAGAUGGUUUUACGCAGCUCCUGAAUCUGACCCAGCUCUUCUUAAACGAUGCCUUCUUGGAGUAUCUGCCUGCUAACUUUGGCAGACUCUCCAAACUACGGAUCUUGGAGCUUAGAGAGAACCACCUGAAAACCAUGCCAAAGUCCAUCCACAGACUGACGCAGUUGGAGAGGUUGGAUCUGGGUAGCAAUGAAUUCUCUGAGAUGCCGGAGGUGUUGGAACAGAUCCACAACCUAAAAGAGCUUUGGCUGGAUAACAACUCUCUACAGUGUAUACCAGGGGCCAUAGGGAAACUCCGUCAGUUGCGUUACUUUGACUUAGCUAAGAAUCGCAUUGAGUCGUUGGACACGGAUAUCUCAGGCUGUGAAGCCUUAGAAGACCUGCUGCUAUCCUCCAACAUGCUGCAGCAGCUUCCUGACUCUAUAGGAAUGUUGAAGAAGCUGACAACAUUGAAGGUAGAUGACAACCAGCUGACCUCACUGCCUAACACCAUCGGGAGUCCGAAGCCCAAGCACGGUCUGUCUCUUUUGGAGGAGUUUGACUGUAGUUGUAAUGAGUUGGAGUCGUUGCCUCCCACUAUCGGCUACCUGCACAGCCUGAGGACAUUUGCUGCUGACGAGAACUUCCUCACAGAGCUGCCCCGGGAGAUCGGUAACUGUAAGAAUGUGACGGUAAUGUCGAUGCGGUCCAACAAACUGGAGUUUCUCCCUGAUGAGAUUGGACAGAUGACUAAACUAAGAGUCCUUAACCUGAGUGAUAACAGGUUAAAGAAUCUACCGUUUACCUUUACCAAGCUGAAGGACCUGGCAGCUCUCUGGCUUUCUGACAAUCAGUCCAAGGCUCUGAUCCCGCUGCAGACAGAAGCCCACCCUGAAACCAAACAGAAGGUUUUGACCAACUACAUGUUUCCUCAGCAACCGCGACACGAUGAGGAUUACCAGUCGGACAGUGACAGCUUUAAUCCCACCCUUUGGGAGGAGCAGAGGCAGCAGAGGAUGACUGUGGCCUUUGACUUUGAGGACAAGAAAGAAGAGGAAGACAACUCUGGGAAGGUCAAGGUGGAGAUUAACCUUAAGCGCUACCCGACACCUUACCCCGAGGACCUCAAGAACAUGGUCAAGUCAGUGCAAAGCCUUGUGGGUAAAAGUGUACAUGGCGGGCAUGGGCACCAACACCAGCAUCAGCACCAACUCCAACACCAGCACCAGCACCAGCACCAGCUGAGCACAGGCACUGCCACCUCGGCAGGAACCAACAUGGAACACACACACCUCAGCAAAGAACAGUACGAACCACCGUGGCCCCUUCCUCCCAAAGAGGUGACAGACAGAGAGAUGCAGGACUUCUCUCAGUCUCAGCUAAUGGAUCAGGGAUCAAUGCAUAACUCUGGUAUUGACAUUCCUAAGAGGAAGGACAAAGAGGACCUGACAGAGAGCUCUGAGGACUCUAUGGGCGGGUCUCCCAACGACAUCCGUAUCUCUGACAUGAGGCCCACCCUGGUGGAGCCCCCUAUGUACAAACCAAAGGUGGUGCUGCUUGGGAAGGACAAGAAAGAGUCUACAGAUGAGGAGGUGGAUAAGCUCCACUGUCUGAACCACAGCGGUUCUUCAGCCACCUACUCCGACUACUCUCCCUCACAGGGCUCCUCUGGCUCCUCCAACCCACCCGGGAACACACACUCACACACACACUCUCACCAACACCAACACGCACACCCUCACGCACACCCACACACUCCCGCCCUGCCAGCCCCGAGCAAGGACCAGGCCCCUCAAACACACUGGACCAACAGACUGGCUCAGUCAUUCCCCAAACCCAUUGACUCCAAGCCUCUGCUAUCUCAGAGAGAAACCCCUCCAUCAGGAACCCUGCAGCAGCGUGGGGAUCGACGCCCACUGAGCGAGCCUUUUGAUUGGGCCGAGGCCCCUCACUACGACAACACAGGUUUUGAUGCUGAGGAGUCUCCUAUGGACCCUUCAUCAACUGGGAGUCAGGGAAACCCCCCGCUGGGCUCCAAACCGCGCAGCCAGUCAGCACAUGGUCGGCGCCCCCUCCUCAGGCAGGAGCGGAUCGUAGGAGUUCCUCUGGAGCUGGACACUCAGACGCUUCCCUUCCACGGCAACCAACGCUCCACUCCAGACAAUGACCAACAAUCAUCCGGACAUUCUUCCCAGAAUCCCUGGCAGAACUGGACCAGAACCCCAAGCCCCCUGGAGGAUCGAACCGCUUUUCCCUCCAAACUGGACCUGACGCCCACAUCCAGCCCUAACCCUGAUCGCAAGGACAUUGACCAAAGGCUGGAACAAGGUGCAGGGCCUUUGCCUGGCAGCUGGACGUACCACGACAAUCAAGGGGAUCAGAACAGGAAGGAUCAGCUAAGUGUUAGCGGGGGCAACAAGGUGACCGUGGUGAUGAGCAAAAGCUCGGACCGCCUGUCUCCCAUGAUGAGGGAGACAAGAUCUAAGUUUAAGAAGUCACAGAGUAUCGAUGAGAUUGACAUUGGCUCUUACAAGGUCUACAGCAUUCCUGUGGACAGCUACAGUACCUCCAUUGAACAACAGACUAGUUUGGACCGUCAAGAGUUUGUCGGGUCAAUGGAGCAGACCAACAUGUCACGGUCACAGUCCGCCCCCAUGUUAGACGAUGACUUGAUCUUCCCAGGACACGGCGGCAGCAACCAGUCGGGACAGAACCAAAAACCUGCCAUCCCACAUAAGGCCUAUCACUUCGACCAUAACUACAACCCCCAGGUGACCAUCGACCGCCGGGUCCCUCCCCCCUUCCCCAACACACCAGAUUAUGUCAACCACUCAUCGAAAGCCUUGGAGUACAUCAAUCAACCGGGGAAGACAUUACCAAAGGAGCUGGUGAGCCCUCGGUAUCGGGCCUAUCCACCUCUGGAGAUGUUUUCUUUCCCCCAAUCGCCAAUCAACCAGGAUGGUCCGCCCAGCCAGCAUCAGCAGCCAAUCCCAUCGCAGCGCUCCAGGCCAGGGUUUUUGAGGAGAGCAGAUUCAUUGGUGAGCUCCACAGAGCUUGCUUUGUUCCGCAGAGUCCAUGAAGCCCAACAGGAGGCACUGCAGGAAGCUCAGUAUAGACAGCAGGCUGACCCACCUCUUUAUGGUCGGGCUCUGGCCUACUCCUCCGCCAUGGAGCACUCUGCUAUCACCAACAUGUCCGACAGCCAGAGCCAGAUGAUGCACAAUAAGAGAAACGGCCGCUACGAUGACGACUAUACAUCUUACCAGGAACAAAAGAAGCCCAUGAUUGGUUAUCCAACAAAGAGUCUUACUCAGCGUCGCCCCCUGUCGGCUAGGAGCUACAGCACUGAGACUUAUGGAGCAUCUCAGGCCCGUCCAGUGUCAGCUCGUCCCACCAUGGCUGCCCUGCUAGAGAAAAUGCCCCCUGACUACACUCUGGCAACCUGCCCAGAGAAACCAUCUGAAGACACCAUCAAAGUAAGACCUGGCGUACCACAGAAGCCUGAAGACAUCACCUCCAGGAUGCCUGCCGAUUGGAGGCAACAGCUACUUAGGCACAUAGAGGCCAAACGAUUGGACAGGAGUGGUGUCCUAAAGCACAACACGCUCACGCUGGGCAUGCUCUGUCAGGGCGGGGGUCAUGGCCAGGGGCGCAGCAGCACUUUGAACUUUAACCUUUACAAUAACACUAAGCAUGAGGCCCCUGUUGGCCGCUGGCUGCCACUACCUCCUCCUCCGUCUGCUAACGCCAGCCCCUCUCAGCAAGCUGCCAUGCUGGAUAAUGACCAGGAGGGAUUGUCAGGGAGCAACCAGUGGGCUCCAUACUCACUUGGCAGGAGGGAUGUCCCACCAGACAACCUCAUGAAAAAGAGUGCCCACUCCCACAACACUCCCCACCAAUCACACAACACCAUGAUUGUCACCUCCUCCUCCUCCUCGUCCACUACACCUCAUCGUGUGGUCGUGCAGCAGGGCUACGACGGGAUGAUGAACAAAGGGGGCCAAUACCAACCAGGGAUGCCCUUGUCAGUGGUUCCUUCUGGAGGGCAGUAUCAAGGCAACAUGUCUCAAGGCCAUCCUGGUCCUGGACAGGGUUACCCCGGUGGCGGCAUGUCCAUGGCGCUGUCCCCAUCUGGGAACCAACCCCAGUACAACCCCCAUUCCUCCCAUACAUCCCAUCAGCCUGCCACCAACCCCCAGUACCAUGGCAACCAGGGCAUGGUCCAUGGCAACCAGGGCAUGGGCCACGGCAACCAGGGCAUGGUCCACGGCAACCAGGUCAUGGUCCACAGCAACCAGGGCAUGGUGCAUAGCAACCAAGGCAUGGUACACGGCAACCAGGGCAUGGUCCACGGCAAUCAGGGCAUGGUCCACGGCAACCAGGUCAUGGUCCACGGCAACCAGGGCAUGGUCCAUACCAACCAGGGCAUGGUCCAUACCAACCAGGGAAUGGUCCAUAGUAAUCAGGCUGUCAUGACCCACACCAACCCGCGGCCUCAGAGCGCUCGCUGCCUGUUGCAGACUAAAGGCCAGAAGAGCACGGAUGGUUUCCAGGAACAGUUGUGUGUGAGAAUAGAGAAGAACCCUGGUCUUGGUUUCAGUAUCACUGGUGGCAUCAGCGGCCAGGGGAACCCCUUCAAACCCUCUGACAUGGGUAUCUUUGUUACUAGGGUACAGCAUGACGGGCCCGCCAACUCCGCCCUGCAGCCCGGAGACAAGAUUCUGCAGGCUAACGGACAUAGUUUUUUACACAUGGAGCACGAGACAGCCGUCUCUCUGCUGAAGAGUUUCCAGCGGACUGUGGACUUGGUGGUUCUGAGAGAAAAAUAGUUUUAUAACAAACAAACACAACAACAACGCUUCUACUCUGCUCAUCGCCAUCCCAUGCCAUCCCACCUGCCUUCCGCUGGAGGCUUGUGGAACUGAAAAAUGAGCCGCCUUUUUUACCUUUUUAGGGGAACACAGACAUUUAUUUGCCUAUUGCUGGACCAAAGGCAAAUACUAGUGCCAAAUGUACAAUAGGAAACAUAUCGGCUCCUCUGUCUACCGGCAGUCAGGGACCUGAUUGACGGCUGGACAGACCACAAGAGGACACUUUGAGUUCCUACAGGGCUGCUGCAGUUUGGAUUUUGUGGUUUGUUAACUAGGCAUUUGAUCAUUCAGGGUCUACGGUUGUUUUUUGUAUUUUUGCUUUUCUCCACUGCCAUUCAUUUUGCCGUCGAUUUAAAAAACUUUGUUUGGUGUAGCACAUCAUCCACUUUCCUUGUUCCUCAACGUUCUUCUGAGCUUUGUUCUCUUUGCUUUCUGUUCUUUCAUUUGUUUUCUGUUGGUUCUCUUUCAUCUUUUGUUUUCAGGUUUUUUUUGUAUUCUUUUCAGCUGUCUUCUGUUCUGUUUUGCAGGUAUUAUUUCCUCCAGUGUACAGAAAACUUAGGAAUUUUUGCCUUGUGUACAUAUAUAAAGCUGCAGUUUUUAAGAGCUGCACUUUCCUUGGGGCCUGGAAUGACAGCUCUUAAAAGUUUAUGAAUAAUAUAAAUAUUGUUGAUAAACCACAUUCUGAAUCCUCUCUUAUGAACAUACAGGGAUUAUUUCUCCAAAUGGACAAUUUUUUAAUAUACCACUGAUUUUUUUUUAUGUAAAGAAAACACUGUUGAUAGUUCAUUACUGCUAAUCGUUUUUCUUUUUUUCUUUUUUUUUAAGUCUUGCUUGCACAGCUAUGCUGAAAAAGCUUAAGCAAUACUCCUGAGGCUUGGCCCAUUGACAUUUUCAGCAGAGCUUAACUUGUCCUACAGUGCCAUCUACCGAGCAAGUCAUGCUAAUGUUUACACACACUGCCAUGCACAUGAGCUAACAGGCAAAACACACACAUACAAUAAACGUUUGUGCCCCCAUACACAACACAUAUGCAAUGGUGCUCUGUGCACUAUUCAUAAUGAAGCCCUGUCUACACUCAAGGCCAACUUUACAAUUCAACCUCUGUAAUAAAACCAGUCACACUCAAACAGUGUAACAUUGAUCAUAACUGUGCCAUAUUUUGAAGUCCUGUUUGCUAGUAUUGUUACAGCACUGUUACAUCAUAUUUUAGAAGUUUGAGUUGUAUGAUAAAAUCCCAGCAUGCUCUUCAUAUCAUUGGUCACUGUCAGCCAGCCAUUUUCUGUUGGCUUCUAGAGAUCUCUUCUCUGUAGGAGACUCUAGAUGUAUUAUAGCACUGAGUUUCAGUGCGACUGAUAUUCUAUCCUUUGUGCCAAAUGGACCCUCUGCCCCUCUCUGGUUGUAUUUACACAGGCCUGAAACAUCAGAGCUUUACCUCUUUGUGGCCCAGAUCUGAUCGGCUCACAGUGAAUAAGGACACUGUUUGGCCUGGCAUUCAAAUCUAAGCAUCCACUCUGCUGAAGAGUCCUGACAUCUGGCCUCCCUGAAGAAAGCAACAAGAGAAAAGAGAAUAUCCCGAAGAGUCAGUAAUAAUACCGUCUUAAUGGGUAAAUCUGCAGUAAAUCUGAUUUUCCCUUUAUGGACAAGCAGGGAAAGAUCUGAUCUGUGCCGCAAAGUCUUUUGGCUACACCUUAAAACCUUUUAAUGUUGACUCAGAUGUAGGAGAGAAAUGACUGGAGCCAUGUCAUUAAUAAACUCUGACCUUCAUGGUCAUGCUUCAGACCCUGAUUAGACAUGACAGAAUUGAACGCAGGAUUUUAAAAAAGCGAAGAGGUUCAUUUUCUGUCUUUGUGUGAAUGCAACACAUUUCUUGAAGACGUUUCAUGACAGUGAGUUUGUUUUGUUCUGUAUAACAUCUGAUGUUUCAUCCAGAGCAAAACAAAAUCCAUCACUGUUGUUUGCUUUUACUUGACGUGACAGUGUCAUCCUGUGCCCAUUUUGUGUCAACCCUCUUAAUAAGCAUUAUAAUUUAGUUAAUUCAAUUUAAGGGACACAAAAUGGCACAGUGAAGUCCUGUGGGUUAAGAGACUUAUUCUUACCCGCAGGUACCCACCCGAUCCUAUUUAGAGUUUGAAAUAUCAAAGAUAUUGUGAUGAGAACAGAGAAAAAAGUUUGAUAAUAUAAUUAUUUUUUACUACAUGUUCAGGUAAUUCUUUCUAAAUAUAUUGAUAUACCUUAGCUUUGCUCAAAAAUUGUGAUAUUUUAUAAUAAUGACACUUAUAACAAUGGAUGGAAGUACGCACAGUAUGACUUGGAGACCUACACAUGUACUAUCCAAAACUGUAUAAAAUGUAUUUCUACUGUAAUUGUGAAUUUGUGUUACACAAAUAUAUAUAUUAUAUAUAUAUAUAUAUAUAUAUAUAUGUAUAUAUAUACACAUAUAUACAUAUAUAUAUAUACAUAUAUAUAUAUGUAUAUAUACAUAUAUAUAUAUAUAUAUAUAUAUGUAUAUGACUAUAAAAAAAACAGUCAUUUUCUAUGUGUUUAAACUUCAUAAGAGCUGAACAAAUGGGCGGUGUCACUGUACAUAGCUGUGAAUGAAAUCCAAUUUAAAUGACUCAUAUUGAUUGUGAAUGUACUCAUGCUUUCUGCAGUACCUACACCUACCCAACUUGAAUGCUGCUUCUUCUGUUGUGUGACAAAAAGUACUUUGACCUCCGAAGAGAGAACUGCUGUCGAGUUUUAAGUUGGACAAAUUUUAGUGACGAUUUAACAGAACUAUUUAUUUCUUUAUUUAUUUGCACAUGCAAGUUGAAAACCUUCCAGUUUUAAGUUUGAGUAUUAAUGCGGAGAAAUGUAAUUGCAGAAGUAUAUAUAAUAUAUAUCAUGUGUUUAGAAUGCAUUUUGCAGACGCUAUCUGUACAUACUAUUUAAGAUACAAUUUUUACAAAAAAUAAUAUAUGUAUAAAAUAGAAAAAAUGCUGUGCAGCAAUUAUACUGGAGCCAUUUUGGGCUUUGGGACAUACCAUUUUUUCAGUA
This is a messenger RNA of Eleginops maclovinus (Patagonian blennie), 8286 nucleotides long. It is a transcript of the gene lrrc7, whose product is annotated as leucine rich repeat containing 7. Lineage: Eukaryota; Metazoa; Chordata; Actinopteri; Perciformes; Eleginopidae. Bases 10 to 5208 code for a protein of 1732 amino acids. Gene Ontology annotation, molecular function: protein binding. The record is from RefSeq and is a predicted model, not a curated record. Gene Ontology annotation, cellular component: postsynaptic density; postsynaptic membrane; adherens junction. Gene Ontology annotation, biological process: establishment or maintenance of epithelial cell apical/basal polarity; receptor clustering; neurotransmitter receptor transport, endosome to postsynaptic membrane. The transcript is spliced from 32 exons.